Messenger RNA from Peronospora matthiolae, 165 nucleotides. NCBI's taxonomy places the organism in Eukaryota, Oomycota, Peronosporomycetes, Peronosporales, Peronosporaceae. The record is from the annotation of a GenBank genome assembly.
AUGUUGCUGCUUGCAACUUACACGACCACUUUCACAGUCGUGAUGAUUGUCGCCGAACUCAAGAACGAAAAAGCACGACCGGUGACUUGCCCGCAACUAGCGAAUUCGAAAAGUGAUUCGAACCAGUGUUACUUGGCACUGGAUGAUGGAGAGGUAGACGAGUGA